Anoplopoma fimbria (sablefish) is the source of this 3827-nucleotide messenger RNA. RefSeq names its product serine protease FAM111A-like. The transcript is spliced from 5 exons. NCBI's taxonomy places the organism in Eukaryota, Metazoa, Chordata, Actinopteri, Perciformes, Anoplopomatidae. The coding region runs from base 1527 to 2900 and encodes 457 amino acids. The record is from RefSeq and is a predicted model, not a curated record.
CAUACUAACACACAUAGACACAGGCAAGUGUGUCUUGGAUUAAAGAGCAGCAAACUGAACUUCUGUCUCCAGCAUCAUCAUUCAGACCAAGAGUUGGGGGAAAUAGGGAGAGCAUUCUAACCGAUGCACACUCCGCGAUUGCAACCUUGAGUAACCAGCCUGUUAUAGAGCCUCUGCAACAGUCCCUGUUAACUAUUCCUCUGCUCCUCAUUUGUGUGUGCAUUUUGGUCCAUUUCCUGUUGCUUCUUUACUGAAACCUGACAAUUAGACUGUCUUAAACCAGUGUAAAACGGUCCUAAACCAGUAUUAGACUGCCCUAAACCAGUAUAAGACUGUCUUAAACCAGUAUAAGACUGUCUUAAACCAGUAUUAGACUGCCUUAAACCAGUAUAAGACUGUCUUAAACAGUAUAAGACUGUCUUAAACCAGUAUUAGACUGCCUUAAACCAGUAUUCAACUGUCUUAAACCAGUAUUAGACUGCCUUAAACCAUCUAUGACUUACUAAGUCAUAAUUAUGAGAUGCUAGGUCAUAAUUAUGAGAUAGUGAGUCUUUACUUAGGAAGUAAGUCUUUAAGUAAGUCUUUUUUCUUUUCAUUACAGUGAGCGGACACCACCCCUUUCUUUCUAGCUCCUUCCACAGUAACCGUCCAAUCACAGCUUGACAACACAUAGUGUGCACAAAUAUGAUGAUAUCUCUCUUAACCACCAUUCAGUGGCCCAUCUCACAGAGGGAGUACAUCCAAACCGCCUGUUUGAUUACACUAGUUUUUGCCAGAAAAAAUAAAUUGGACCUACCCCAGAUCGACCCUUGAAGACCACCAUUAAUGGUCAAAUGGACAAAGUUGUCAAGAAACAGACAACCAGAAUGGGGAAAGCAGGGAACCUGAUUUACAAACUGUUGCAGAGCCCCGUGUUAAACCUCAGACCUCAGGUUGUACACCGCCUCUCGCCCAGGAGGGAUCAGCUCCAGUCCCUCGCCAAGCUCUGCAUAAUCAGGAAGAGGAGACACAUGAAACCCAUUCUUUUGAGUGGUGCUGGAAUGAGCAGAACACCGUUUACAACAUUACCUGCAAUAAAGCAAGAACUGUUGAGAGCAUGCUGAUGGGAAGUUCACAGUUCAAAGAAAUUGCAAAAAGGAACAAAAGCAAAGAGCUUGUUAUUGUAAGAGAUGGGAAAGCUCUCAGUUCACACUUUCCAUGCAGCUUAAUCAAAAAUGAACAUCUGACUGUCAAGUAUAUUAAAGCUGUUGACAAGUCGCAGCAACCGGUUAGUGGUUCAGUUCAUCGCCAAAGAAAGGGGCCCUCUAGUGAGCUUGUGACGUUUAAUUUACUGACACAUGGAAGUAAAAAUGUAGUGAAAAUCAUGAGAAACCCAGAACUAAGAGAUAAACAUUGAGGAAAUUACUGUUUAUGCAUACAAAGGGGAAAAGGUGAAGCAGGCAUUGAAAAGAGAUGGUCGUUUAUUGAAUAUCGUAUUCAAAAAGAACUGUGCACUCUCUAACAAAAGCACUGAAUUUACCACUGAAAUGUCCAAUCUCGUUGAUGAUCUUGAUGGUAAAAUGUUCAAGAUUAAACUGCUCAAUAAGUCCAGUCCACCAGACAGUCAGCCUAGCAGUUUGGAUGAUGCUUACGCAACGCAAAAUGAAUGUCAGAAGUCUGACUCUGAAAGAAACCAAGAUCCUCCACAGCAGUCUAACACAACUGAGUCAGUGAAUGUCAACACACCUAAAAAGAAAGCAGAGCUAGAUGGUAAGAAGGCAGCGGAAAAAGUGUUACGGGAAAUACCUGAUUCAAAAAAGAUGCGGUGUGACCUAUCUUCAGAGUUUCAAGAUUGGAUGAAGGGAAGUAAACUUCAGCAAGAAUCUAGGCCUUCUCGUAUCCAGAGUCUCCUCCGUGUGGAGUACGGAAAGAGCGAUAAGACAUGCAGGGAAGUGAAAACAAUGAAGAAACUGAUGGAUCUCAGUAAUUCUGUUUGCCAAGUGAGAAUAAAUGUGAAAGCAGCAGGAAGUGGCUUCCUCCUAUUUGACAAGUUUGUCCUCACAAAUGGCCAUGUAGUAAAACACAUUUAUAAUGAGAGUACACGGCAGCUUAAUGAGAGGGUCACGGUCCAUUUCUCUUAUGAAAGUCCAGACCCGAAGGAUCCAGGAAUAGCAGUGGAAGAGGUCGCUGGGUUUGAAUACGGCUCUGAUGGGUCAGGGCACAUGCAUGACUGGGCUUUGUUGAAGAUCAAUGCUGAUCAAAAAUUGCCUGAUGUUCUGUUAGAAAGCUUCGGAUUCCUUCCCAAAAUUGACGGAAUUUGCAUUAUUGGGCAUCCUGAUGGUGGUGUGAAAAAGAUAGACCCAUGCCUCCUAAUUCCAACUGAAAACCGCAACCAGGUUGUCGAGAGGCAUCGCCUUGAAAAUCCAGACGGUGUUCAGCCGUACGAACAUCGUUACAUUGGAAACGAGUCCAUUCAGUCCAUUCAGUUGGUCACACAGCGUUUCUUUGAGGGUGUGAAAAAUAAUGAACAGUACAGACAGACUCUAAAUUACGAAUCUUGUUUUUAUUCUGGUUCAUCUGGCUCUCCUGUCUUCGAUGGGCACUGCAAUGUUGUUGCAAUGCAUUCAGGCGGAUAUGUCUACAAAAAUGUAAGGGGGGGAAGCCAGAGUGUCAUUGAGUUUGGCUAUCCUCUGUCCAUCAUUGUUGAGCACAUCAUUGUCCAAAUGGUGGAUAAAGGAAUGUUUGAUGUGUUGAAGCAAUACCUGGCUUGCAAUUAUGAACAUCAAGAAAACAUGAUGGCCAAUGUGAAGAAACUGGUUGAGAGCAGAAAUAACCCAGCGGUAAUAAAUUACGAGAAUUGGAAGACUUUCUUUGAAUUAUUUUCUCAGAGGGAGGUUUCUGUCCCAAUGGACACUGAUUGAGCGUACAUAGAUACAAAGCUAACUGCUGAAAAAAGAUACAGUGUGAGCAGCUUCAGCAGUGAGCAACAAAGGCUGUCAUGUCUUGACACUUAAGUAAUACAGGGGUUGGGGGAAAGACUUCAUACCAAACUUAUUGUAUUUAAUCUUUUAGGUAAACAUAAUCAGUUUUAAGGAUAAAGGGAACUAUGGUUUUUCCAUAAUAAUUUUUAGUAAGAUAUUUGUAUCUCUAAAUGCCUAUUUUUGUUUAUACUGUAUGUUCUACUAUUUGAGUUUGGCAACUGCUAAAUCACUGUUCUGGAAAUAUAUCUGUGAAUAAUAUUUGUGAAUUUUGGUUCUGAGCUUGUUUAUAGCGAAUGCGAUUGAACUGUCCACCAUUGCCCUGUUAGAUUUUGGAAAACCUGUUUAUUAUCGGCCGAUAUUAUCUUAUCACAGAUAUAUUGGUGCCGGUUUUUAUGUUAUCACAACAGUAACAUGAAGUUGCAGAACAAAAGUCACUAUCCUUAUCAGAAAUGUUUGUUUUGUUUAGUCUUGCAUAGCCAGAUCUAUCUCCAUAGCGCUGUGUCAGCACUAGAGAAAAAAGGUUUAAUUUUGAAGAAAAGGGAUAUCAGAUUUUUUAAAAACUCAAAUAUUGAUCUCGGCCUCAAAUAUCUGCUUUAAACCUUUUUUAUUUUCUGUCUUUGGGCUGUUUUUAAGAGAAUGCCCUUUAAGUUUUUAAUUUUAGCUCAUUUUUUUAAGAAGAUUCCUUACAUUUUUUUUUAUAAAUUGUAUAAUACUUGUUGAACAUCGUAAUGUUCUGUCACACUGCCAUUGUGUUGAUACCACUUUCUUGGGCAUGUCUCUCUUGAACGUGAGAAUCGUUUUUAACCUGGUUAAAUAAUGUCAUAAUAAAAAAAACGUUCUUUUGAUGAUGAUUUUUCGAUUUUCAAU